This is a messenger RNA of Triticum urartu, 2977 nucleotides long. NCBI's taxonomy places the organism in Eukaryota, Viridiplantae, Streptophyta, Magnoliopsida, Poales, Poaceae. The record is from RefSeq and is a predicted model, not a curated record.
UAGCCGCAUAAGUGUCGGCACUUCCACUUUCCCCUUCACUCGUCUUCUCACAAGCGCCCUAGCCAUGCUCAAAGCAAAACAAGCAAAAAUCUACAUCCCAUCCAACUCUUCUGAUCUCCGGCCGGCGAACUCUUGCUUCUCGACGUUGCUCGCAGUAGCUGGAGUAUCCGUCCUGGCGCGAGCGUGAGGAUCCUGGCGGCGUUGUCGUCCCCAAGCGCGCCAUCGGGACGGGUCGUCCUUUUCCCCGAGCGAGGCAACCGGAUUCGACAUCGCAUUCUUCCAUCUGCAGUUCCUCUUUCUCCCCUUGCUCUAGCUGGCUUUGCAGGGCAGUGGAUUGGAGCGACCCAUUGGCCAUGCUGUAAAUUCAUCGUGCCUCUUUAUCAGGCUAUGAGAUCUGGAUCUCAGAGUUGAAUCUGGCCCCUGUUUCCCGUGCAAAGCUGCACAUCAGUAUCUCGAGUUGCAAAACCUAGAGCACGAGUGGCAGAGGACAAGACCAGUACCAUGUGGAACAAGGUAGAUCUCAAAAGUGACCAGCCAUGUAAGCUAUCAUACCAAUUCAUAAAACAGGUUACAAAUGAUUACGACCAGGAGCUAGUAGUUGGCAGUGGUACAUUCGGAACAGUGUACAAGGUCCACUUGGCAUCCCACAUCGACCGUUUUUUCCUGCCUAUUUUCUUCCUGCUGGACCGGUCCUCCCAGCUUCUCCUUGACCGGGAACAGGACCGGCCCGAUGGAGGUCGCUCGCGUCGCAUCCAACGCACAACGCCCGAGUCGGCCGUGGGCCACGCUUGCCUCCAGUCGGUUCUUGCUUGUGUUGCCUGUCCCCUAUCGAUUGCAUCGCCCGUCUAGGUUUCCAACCCACACACAUGCUAGGCUUGCUCGAACCUUGGGUUGGGGAUUGUCAGGCAGCGGUGAUGAUGACGGAGGUGGCGGCGAUGAGUGCUGAGCGGCCAGCCAUGCGAUUUCAUACCUCCUCGAGCAGGGUUGUAUGGCCGCGGCAUCCAAGCAAGAAAUGACCCCGUGGAAUCCGAUGGCUCCGUCAAGCUCGCCGACGUUGGCAUAGGCGCGUCCUUGUACAUGAUCCCAUCAGGCUGUGACCAGUUCAUCUUACUACUUUGGCGACAUAGCAGGGACCCCAUGAGGAUGUGCUCAGUUGAUGGCGGGGCUAUGGCGAUGGCUGGUCCAACAAAUUAAUGAGGGUAUUUGUGAAAAUCGACAAGAAAUUGCUGUGAAGGUACUUAGGAACAUCAUAGAGAUUGAUAAUAAGGAUUUCCAAAAGGAGUUCCAGAACCUUAGGAGGCUAAAGCAUCAAAAUGUUGUUCGGCUACUAGGUUUCUGCAAUGAAACAGAGAAAGUACUUGUAGCAUGUAAUCGGAACCAAGUUGUUGCUGACAAGAUGCAUAAGGCGCUUGUCUUCGAGUAUGUACGCAAUGGUAGCCUUGGCAAUCAUAUUUCUGCUCAUGGAUGCUCAGGAUUUAUUUGGCAUAUACAUUACAAAAUAAUAAAGGGGAUCUGCCUGGGUUUAAACUAUCUUCAGAAUGGAUUCGAGCUUUCAAUAUGGCAUUUGGACUUAAAACCUGAGAAUAUAUUGCUAGGUAAAAAUAUGAUUCCGAAAAUUGCAGAUUUCGGAUUAUCAAGACUCUUAGGCGAUGAAAACACAAGAAAGACAAUCAACGCCGUUGGUACACGUGGUUACUUGCCCCCAGAGUAUAUAGACCAAGGUCCACUCUCAAAAAAGUUUGAUAUAUUUAGUUUGGGUGUUAUAAUUGCAAAGUUAAUGGCCGGAACUGAUGACUACUUCAAGGCUCAUGAGAUGGGAGAAAAAGGAUUUGUCAACCAUGUAAUUGACAAAUGGAGGAAAAGACUACGUGCAACAUUGACCGAUAGGCCACUCGAAGUAUAUUGCGAACAGGUCAGGAUAUGCAUCCAGAUAGCAGUAAAAUGCAUGAAUUAUGAGCGAGAGGAAAGACCCACUAGACAGUCCAUUGUCUCUGAUCUGAUAGAGACGGAAACAAUGAUAGGCAGCCUAGGGCUGGAGACAGAACAGGACCGAAAGAGGUGGGGUACCGGAGGUCUACUGUCCCCACAUGUGAUGCACACCGCAAGCCGGGAUGGGAAAGAACCUUGAAGUGGCUCGGAGGUUGGAACUCGGUGAUGAGAGGAGGAUGAAGUUCUGAUGUGUCUCUCUGGAGAUGAGCGACUUUUCUUUUAUAGGCACAGGAGAAGGAGGCAAACAGGCUGCGACAGGAGGUGAAGCAAAAGAGGAAGACGAAGCGAACAACAUGGAGCCGAAGAGGUGCACCGUUCGGAUUCAAUCUCCACUACAACAAAACAUUUCAGCUCCCGCGUGACCAUUCAUACACCCAUUGUGUGUGGCAAAAAUUUAGACAUCGGCUUGGCUCAUUCACGCAACCCGCGGCGCUUCGUGAUGAGGCGUGUCAUUGCGAGGCGGUGGCAGAGGAGGAGCGCGUGUGAAUGUCCCUCUUAUUCUCAUGCUCAUACACGUGGGAAACAACCACCCUUAUAAGGAAGUUCAACGCCUAUGAAAUUAGCAAUGUGGACUAAAAUUUAGUAGUACCCCUUGCCUUGCACGAAUGGGCUAAGUGGACCUUAAGAAUUUAUUAGGAAUUUCUAAAAUUGCUAUUGGAUUGUCCCAAAAUAGACUAAAUUCCAGCAAUCCCCCAUCAGAUCCCAGAGGCACACAAAAUUUACCUUUGAUUCCAAAACUCUGUUUUAUAUACUGAUACUACAGUAGAGACUGUUAGGCUGAACUUCCAUCUAGAACUCUAUACUACACUAAUAAGCAACUUCACAGUGGAGUGGGUCUUGAACUACAAGUUUCCUGUGAAUCUAGCUUCACACAAAGCCUUGAUCGAUACUAGGCUAUCGUGGGUCUUCCCUGCGGGUGGAGCUUAUGCGUCAUACUCCGAGACCUUUCAUGAGUUUACUAGAGAGCACCCUACUCUUAUAGAUUGCG